ACAAGGAGAUAUUUCAUACUCACUUGAACGGAACGAAAAAUGAUUUUUUAGAAUAAUGAGCUAUGAUUCUAUUUGGGAAUGCAAUGGGUAAGGUUUCGUUAAUAAUAUAGGCAUAUUGUCGCGUGCUGUGGAUUCUUUUUGGACUAAAUAUAUUUUAUAAAAAUGGAACAAAGAGGACACGGAGCAUGGUGGGAGCAGCGACGGAGGCUUUGGGCAAUGUUAGCUUUGGUUGUCUUUUGGAGCGGAGCAUCUGCACAGAUAACAUACUCCAUCUCUGAAGAGCUUAAAGAAGGAACUGUCGUGGGGAAUAUAGCUAAGGAUUUGGGAAUAGAUCUGAGCACCUUGAAGGAGAGGGGAUUUCGAAUCGUGUCUGGCUCGACGGAGCCCCCUUUCCAGGUAAACCAGAAUGACGGCAUCUUGUAUUUGCACCGAAAAAUAGACCGAGAGGAGCUGUGUGAACGGAGCAGCGUGUGUUUGAUCAACAUGAAAACCGUUCUGGAGAACCCGCUGGAGAUCCAUUAUGUCUCAGUGGAGGUGUUAGAUGUUAACGACCAUUCUCCCAGCUUUCCCGAGAAACAGAAACGGUUAGAGAUAUUUGAGUCAGCCUUACCAGGGGCGCGAUUUCAGCUCCAGGCUGCGCUCGACACUGAUGGUGGACAAUACUCAGUUCAACAGUAUAAACUCAGUCACAACGAUCAUUUCCGUUUGGAAGUUAAAGAUCGAGGUGAUGAUGGCAAAAUCCCGAUAUUAAUAUUACAGAAACCACUGGACAGAGAGGCUGUAAAGAGCCAUAUAUUGCUGCUCACAGCUAUUGAUGGAGGAAAACCUCCAAGAUCUGGAGACAUGAGAAUAACUGUAGAUGUACUGGAUAUCAAUGAUAACCCGCCUGUCUAUACAAAAGAUGCUUACUCUGUAUUGGUGAAUGAAAAUACUAUUGUUGGCACAACAAUUGUACAAGUAAACGCCACCGAUUUGGACGAGGGGCCAAACGGUUUAGUAAUGUACUCGUUUGGCAAUAGCGUGAAUAGUAAAUUACGCAAACUCUUUGAUCUGAACCCAGUAACAGGUGAAAUCAUUGUGAGAGGACUGCUAGAUUUUGAAGAAAAAGACAAGUACGAACUCGACAUACAGGCAUCGGAUAAAGGACUUGCACCAAUGACAUCAGAUAAAAGCGUAGUAAUACGGAUAGUUGACCUCAAUGACAACGCACCUGAGAUUGAGGUGACAUCAUUUUCAAGAGCAAUCGCCGAGGAUUCUAGAAGUGGAACCACAGUCGCGCUAAUCAGUGUUAAUGAUUUGGACUCUGGUUUCAACGGGAAAGUUCUCUGCACUGUGAUGGAAGACACAACUUUCAAACUAAUGCCAUCACUACAGGAUAAUAUUUACUCUGUAGUUACCAUGUCAGCCCUGGAUAGGGAAAAACAUUCUGAAUAUGAUCUAACAAUAGUAGCCACAGACGCAGGCCAGCCGUCCCUGUCAUCUGUAAAGUCUAUUAGUGUUGUAGUAUCAGAUGUGAAUGAUAACAGUCCAGAGUUUUCACUGAGUCCCUAUAAUUUCUAUGUCACUGAGAAUAACGAACCAGGCGCCUCACUUUUUCGCGUGAGUGCGUCUGAUCGUGACAUAAAUGAAAACGCUAUUAUUUCAUAUCAUAUUCUGAGAAACGGUGUCGAGGAGAAGAAAUGGUCAUCGUUCCUCAACAUAAAUCCUGAAAAUGGAAACAUACUGGCGCUAAAAAGCUUUGACUUUGAAACCCUCAAAACAUUUAAAUUCCAAGUUGUAGCUACAGACUCUGGAACUCCGUCACUAAGCAGCAACGUCACAGUGAAUGUGUUCAUCCUGGAUCAGAACGACAACGCUCCAGUGAUCUUGUAUCCAGUCAGCGCUAAUGGUUCCACUGAAGGUGUGGAGGAGAUUCCCCGCAAUGUGAAUGCAGGCCAUUUGGUGACUAAAGUGAGAGCCUAUGACGCUGAUAUAGGAUAUAACGGCUGGUUAUUAUUUUCACUGCAGGAAGUUACUGACCACAGUCUCUUUGCCUUGGACCGCUAUACAGGACAGAUAAGGACACUUCAGUCAUUCACAGAGACAGACGAGGCUGAGCACAAACUGGUCAUACUGGUAAAAGACAAUGGGAACUUUUCACUCUCAGCAACAGCUACUGUGAUUAUCAACGUUGUGGAGCCCAAAGAGGCUUUUGCAGCUUCUGAUGUUAAAAGCGCAGUAAAAGACGAGGAGGAGAACAGCAUUACAUUUUAUUUGAUCAUAACUUUGGGGUCAGUUUCAGCACUUUUUAUCAUCAGUAUCAUCAUGUUGAUUGUAAUGCAGUGCUCCAAAGCCCCAGACGAUUCCUCCAAGUAUUUACAAGAUGUGAAUUACGACGGGACACUGUGCCACAGCAUCCAGUACCGAUCCGGAGACAAACGGUACAUGUUAGUUGGACCCAGAAUGAGUAUAGGUUCUACUAUAGUCCCGGGCAGCAAUGGGAAUACUCUAGUGGUACCUGAUCACAGGAGGAGAGCUUCUGGAGAGGUAAGGAGAUGA
This is a messenger RNA of Oncorhynchus gorbuscha (pink salmon), 2538 nucleotides long. Its product is annotated as protocadherin alpha-8-like. The coding region runs from base 163 to 2538 and encodes 791 amino acids. The record is from RefSeq and is a predicted model, not a curated record. Gene Ontology annotation, biological process: homophilic cell-cell adhesion. NCBI's taxonomy places the organism in Eukaryota, Metazoa, Chordata, Actinopteri, Salmoniformes, Salmonidae. Gene Ontology annotation, molecular function: calcium ion binding. The transcript has a single exon. Gene Ontology annotation, cellular component: plasma membrane.